GAAAAGAUUUGUACCAAGCUGUACGCGGUCUAUUAUCCAUUUGAAGUUAAUGUAGUGUGCCAUGGCUUCGGUGUAUCUAACCAUGGAGCUCCUGGGUUACGGUUUAUCAUGUUUAUGAUGCGUAGAAACUGUGGAGGAUAUUCUGGUUAAUAACGUGUUGUAGACAAACUUGGAAUCUAUUCGAUGGGUACCAGAAAUAAUUCUCUUCUUAUCACCAUCAUUGGUUUGAUGAUCUUCUUGACUGUUAUUUUCAUUCACACCACUUCUCAUGACGUAACAGUUUGGCUUGAACUGUAUCGAGGUUCAGUAGGACAUGGACAGGAUCAGAUGGCGAACCAAGUUGAGGAUGUUCAGCACAUUCAAGAGCAGAGAAAGGAGCAUUUGAAGAAGGGUUGUGCUGCCUUGGGAUACAGCCAACGCUUCGUCAACAAGAACCUUGAUCGUGCUACUCUGAGGAAGUUCUCUCGAGUCCACGUGAUACCCGAGCUCAAAGUCGUCUACUGCCCAAUCCCCAAAGUGGCGUCGACAUCAUGGCUACGACUUCUCCUGACUGCCGUCAACGAAGAUUCAUCUCAACCUCAUAAAAAAAGCAAACGAGUGUUUCCAAACCUAGCAUCCUUCCCUCCGUGGGAAGCAAGGAGGAUAUUAAGGACAUACACAACGUUCUUUUUCGUUCGAAAUCCAUAUGCCAGGAUUCUCUCAGCGUAUAAGAAUAAAAUUCUCUCUGAAGGGGAAUCGAAGUUCCGACAUGAGGUCUUGAAGUGGUACAAACUUCACGACCCGAACGAAUUGAAACGCAUGAAUUCUUCGAAGUACUUUACAUUCAAGCAAUUUGUUAACUACUAUACAAAGUCAACCGUUAAGAAUGUCCACUGGGAGGACAUGAUUGAGCUAUGUCAUCCUUGCAUGAUCCACUACGAUUUCAUUGGCCACCUGGAGACGCUUAAAGAGGACUCGGGUUAUCUGAUGAACCUACUGAACAUAGGGAUGCCCUUUCCAGAGGAGCAGAGACAUCAUCAGACAAACAGCUCUCAAGGAGACACCCUUCAGACUUUCUAUUCACAAUUGGCUGGUGGGGAGUACAAAGAUCUUUCAUUCAGCCAGGGUCUUGCUAGAGAUGCUCUUCUGUUUGGUUACGACACUCCUGAAAGCAUCAAACGCAGCUAAUCAAUAUUGAACAAGCCAUAACGUGACAUCGCUCUGGGGCAUUUCAUUACUUUGACCGAUACUGCAGUCCUUGCAUUGCCGCGCGCAACAGAACUCUUUUUGACAACCUUGACCAUGACAUCCUCUCUUUCACUCUUAUCACUUUAAAAUCUCAUCCUAUGAUAAAUAGGUACUCGAUCAGGAUCUUCUGCGUAGUUACAACGAUCCAAAGGCUCUCAGCAACACCUAGAAAGAUUAUUGAGAGCUGAUUUGGUGAAUGUGCACAGCAAAAACUGUGGUGUUAACCGGUGUACAUAGAGGACCACACCAGUUAUUUUACACUGGUGUGAUAU
Lytechinus variegatus (green sea urchin) is the source of this 1499-nucleotide messenger RNA. RefSeq names its product carbohydrate sulfotransferase 12-like. Gene Ontology annotation, cellular component: membrane. Gene Ontology annotation, molecular function: sulfotransferase activity. The transcript has 3 exons. The coding region runs from base 184 to 1167 and encodes 327 amino acids. Lineage: Eukaryota; Metazoa; Echinodermata; Echinoidea; Temnopleuroida; Toxopneustidae. Gene Ontology annotation, biological process: carbohydrate biosynthetic process. The record is from RefSeq and is a predicted model, not a curated record.